AUAAUAAUGCAAAUAAAUAAUAGAGAUAAUUGCAAUUAAUAAACAAUGGCCGAAGAUAAUAAUGAACAGAGUAAAUGUCGCAUAGGCAGAACUUCUCUAUUUCUGCAAAAGAUAAAACAAAUAGGAAUAAAUGAAUCUAAAGUUUCAAAUUUAUCUGGUGCAGUUAGUACUAUGCAUCAACAAGAGCCAGUUUCAUUGUUGCAGUCAGAAGCAUCGAAUAUUGUUUUGCCUAGUAUGGGACGUGGAAAAUCUUUAUCGUCAAUUUUAACACAAAUUGAAAGUACAGCAGAAAAAACUGUAUUAUUUGAGUGCCCCUUAACUGGGGGUAAAGGAAGAGCAACUUUUAGUUGUCUUAAAAAAUUAGCACCAAUUGGACAGCCUCUUUUGCCAGAUCAACAGACUAGCAUAAGAAAACCUUCAAAGGAAAUACAGCAAAAUAUCCAAAGACAACCUGCAAAAGUAUAUGAACAAAUAUCUUCUUCUAAUGAUGACUGUGGAGUAUUAGGGAAACUGUCGCAACUUUCUAUCUAUGAAACUUCUUCAACAUGUACUGAAUUAAAUAAAAAAUUAGAAGUAAUCAACCGUCAAGGUACAAGCGGAACGAUGGUAAAUAUAUGCUCUAAUUACAUCGAUUUAAGAAUAGAACCAGGUAGGGGAUUAUAUCAAUAUGAAGUUAAAUUCAAUCCUGAUAUUGAUUCAAUAGCUCUGAGAAGAAGACUUUUAAAUCAACAUGCAAUGAAACUUGGAAAAGCUUUGAGUUUUGAUGGUUCUAUUUUAUUUUUGCCUGAGAAAUUAUCAGUAGAGGAAGUAGUUUAUAAUUCCGAACAUCCACGGGAUGGGUCUUUAGUGACUCUUACAUGUAUUUUUAAAAAGAAUACAAACAUGAGUAAAAGUAUCCAAUUUUUAAAUAUUCUUUUUGGUCGCAUUAUGAGAGCUCUUAAUUUAGUUCGUAUUGGUAGACAACAUUUUAAUCCUGCACGUGCUCAUACUGUACCACAACAUCAAUUAGAAGUAUGGCCUGGCUAUAUUACAUCUAUUAAUGAAUAUGAAGGAGGAUUAAAACUUUACGUUGAUAUAAAACAUCGAGUUAUGCGUAUGGAAACAGUUCAUGAUUUAAUUAUAAAAAUUUAUAAGAAAAAUCCUACGCAUUACAAAGAUGAAAUAAUGUGUGAAAUUAUUGGUACUAGUGUUCUAACUCGAUAUAACAAUAAAUGUUAUCGUAUUGAUGACAUAACAUGGGAAAAAAAUCCAAUGUAUGAAUUUGAGAGAAAAGGUGAGAAAACGACUAUAAUAGAUUAUUAUAAAAAUCAUUGGAGUAUAGAGAUUAAAAACAAAGACCAGCCACUCUUAAUACACCGUUCCACAGAAUUAUUAUCAACUGGAGAGGCAUCAGAUAAACUGACACUUUUAGUACCAGAAUUAUGUUAUAUAACUGGAUUAACAAAUAGUAUCAGAUCAGAUUAUAGAAUUAUGAGAGAUCUUCACACAAUUACGAAUAUUUGUCCUAACAAUCGUAGCGAUUUAAUAAGAAAUUUUAUAGAAAAAAUUAAAAAAAGUGAGGUAGCAAGUGAAAUACUAUCUCCAUGGGGCUUAGAACUUGAUGAAAAUUUAACUAAAUUAAAUGGACGUACUCUAAUACCUGAACGUAUAUAUUUUGGUAAGAAUAAAAUAUUUCAAGGAAAACCAAAUGCCAAUUGGAAUAAUGAAACUAUGAAAAAUCAUGUUUUACGUGCUCCCAGUUUGAAAAACUGGACAAUAUUUUAUUAUCAAAAAGAUACGCCACAUGUUUCAGCAUUCAUUAAAAUGCUAGUUGAUAUUUCAUCACAAUUAGGCUUAAACAUGAGUAAACCACGUGAAGUUCCUUUACUAAAUGAUAGAACUGAAACAUAUUGUCGUGAACUCCAUAAAAACAUUAAUAAUGAUAUGGAAAUGGUAGUUAUUGUUUUUCCUACCAAUCGUACUGAUCGAUAUUCUGCAGUUAAAAAGUUGUGUUGUGUUGAAAAACCUAUUCCAUCGCAAGUUAUAAUGUCAAAGACUCUUUCUCGUCCCGAUAAAUUAAGAAAUAUGACACAAAAAAUAAUAUUACAAAUGAAUUGUAAAUUAGGCGGUGCUCUUUGGGCAUUGGAUAUUCCAUUUGAUAAAUGUAUGGUAUGUGGAAUAGAUGUAUGUCAUCCCGGUCAAGGAAGUGGAAGACAACUAAGUGUAGCUGGAUUUGUAGCUAGUAUGGAUAAAUUAUUAACAUCCUGGCACAGUAAAAUCUGUUUACACAGAUCGAAUCAAGAAAUAAUGGAUAUGUUACAGAUCUGUUUUAUUUCAGCUAUCAAUGAAUAUAAAAAACGUAACGGAAAUUAUCCAAGUCGUAUAAUUGUUUAUCGCGAUGGUGUUGGUGAUGGACAAAUUGAGGUAAUUACUAACUAUGAAGUUAAACAAUUGUUGUUAACAUUCACGCGAAUAGAUCCUAAUUACAAACCGCAACUCAGUGUAAUUAUUGUACAAAAGCGAAUUAACACUCGUUUGUUUUAUGAAAAUAAAGGAGAUUUGAGUAAUCCUGCGUCUGGAACAGUUGUCGAUUCUUGUAUAACAAGAAUGAAUUUUUAUGAUUUUUUCCUUGUACCUCAAAGCCAAUGUUUUGGUACAGUUACACCAACGCAUUAUAUUGUUGCUUACGAUGGAUCGAAUAUGAAACCUGAUCACAUGCAACGUUUUACGUACAAACUUUGUCAUUUAUAUUACAAUUGGCCUGGCACCAUAAAAGUUCCUGCUCCGUGUCAAUAUGCUCAUAAACUUGCAUUCCUUGUUGGACAAAGUAUCCAAAUGGAACCAGAUGCAAAGUUAUGCAAUAAACUCUUUUAUUUGUAAUUCAUGGAUAAUCGAUUAAUGUAUUUCACUUUUUCAAUAGAUACAAACAGUAUUAUCUAGAAAUAAUAGAACUCGACAAUGAUUUUAUAUCUAUUUUAUAUAAAAUUAUAAAACAUAUUUUUGAUAAAAUUUACAAAACUA
Polistes canadensis is the source of this 3000-nucleotide messenger RNA. RefSeq names its product protein argonaute-3 (gene AGO3). The record is from RefSeq and is a predicted model, not a curated record. Lineage: Eukaryota; Metazoa; Arthropoda; Insecta; Hymenoptera; Vespidae. Gene Ontology annotation, biological process: regulatory ncRNA-mediated gene silencing. Gene Ontology annotation, cellular component: P granule. The coding region runs from base 46 to 2859 and encodes 937 amino acids. Gene Ontology annotation, molecular function: piRNA binding; protein binding. The transcript has 12 exons.